Molecule: messenger RNA, 4644 nt
Organism: Lichtheimia ornata
Lineage: Eukaryota; Fungi; Mucoromycota; Mucoromycetes; Mucorales; Lichtheimiaceae
Exons: 5
Coding region: 1-4644 (1547 amino acids)
Biological process (GO): copper ion homeostasis
Cellular component (GO): membrane
Molecular function (GO): ATP hydrolysis activity; copper ion binding; P-type divalent copper transporter activity
Source: RefSeq, a predicted model, not a curated record
AUGUCGUCUCAACAUCGAAUACAAGUAUCAAUAUCUGGAAUGACAUGCAAUAGCUGUGUCAAGUCUAUCACACAAGCAUUACAAGAGCUACCAGGCGUGGAUGCAUCUUCAGUGGCAGUGGAUCUAAAUACAGGCCAGGCGACGCUCUUAGCCCAGGAUCAAAUCUCGAGUCUUGUCAUCAGCACCAUUCAGGAUCUUGGGUAUGAGGCGACAGGGGACAACAAUAAGCAAGAAGAGCCACGACUCCAUGUGACACUUUCUAUCUCGGGAAUGACAUGUUCUCAUUGUUGCGAUACCAUCCAACAUGCACUGAGCAACCUCCCUGGCGUGGUGCAUGAUUCCAUUCACGUUACUCUUGGAAGCGCUUCUCUCUUUUUGAAUGAUCCUCACGUUAUGACAAAAGACCAACUCGCUGAAGCCAUUGAAGAUCUGGGAUACGAUGUCGAUUCGGUACGAUUCGAGUACAUGGGUCAAGAAGAAGCCAACAUGGGUACAGCACCACCAAUGGGCAGCAGCAUGGAAGAACAUUCAACAACACCACCUCAUUACAAGAUCGCCAAGGUCUCUGUCUCUGGAAUGACGUGCUCUCAUUGUACUCGAACCAUUGCUGCCACGUUACAAGCUCUGCCAGGUGCGAUCGUGGAAUCGGUGCAAGUAGAUCUCGGUGACCAGCUGGCGACUAUGGUGUUUCAGGGCGACAGUAUAACGAGCGACGUGCUUGUCAAUGCCAUUCAAGAUGCUGGAUAUGAUGUGGAUGGAAGGCCAAGGAUCGAUACCAUGUCAUCAGCCCAACAAGCAAGUUUGCAAGGAGCUGGCACGACUUCAACUACAAAGAAUAGCGCAUCAUCCGUUCAUAGCAGCAAUAGUCAAUCCACAAUGACCGAUUCAGGGCUCCGCAAGGUGGUGAUGCGAGUGAUUGGAAUGACUUGUCAUAGCUGUGUUACAGCUGUUACGGAUGCUUUGGAACAUGGAGUACUUCAUAUUCAACAAGGCUCCAUUCGUGUGGAUCUCGAGACUGAAAUGGCCAUGUUCAUCAGCCGUCGACCGGAGGCUUCACGUGUACGUCAAGUGGUCGAGGAUCGUGGUUAUGAUGUCGAGAAUAUCCAAAUCAUCCAUAAUCUACUCCCGCCAUUGGUGAUAUCGGAUGAUCCUCAACAAGGACAACCCCUCUCUCGAAGUGCAACAACCGAUUCCAUUGCUUCCCUUGGUGCAGUGUCCGUUGAUACCCCUUCUGUGGCUGUACCAAGUAAGGUGACAAUGCAAAUCUCAGGCAUGACUUGUGCUAGCUGCGUACGUAACAUUGAGCAAGGACUUUCAGCAUUACCAGGGGUGGUACCCGAAUCCGUCAAAGUGAAUUUACUCGUGGGUGUUGGUUCAUUCUCCUUGCAUGGUGAUGUCAUUGACGAAGAGACGAUUGAGCAAGCCGUGAGUCGAAUGGGUUAUACAGCAUCCAACAUCUCCAUCAUUGCCGAACAACGUGAAUCAUCAGCCUCGGAGUUAUCCAACGUGUAUCAAGCUGAUAUGAUCAUUAGCGGCAUGUUUUGCAUGAAUUGUGUCGACAAAGUCCGCCACGCCCUGGAACAAUUACCUGGCACCAAACACGAUUCAAUCAACAUUGAUUAUGAUUCCGGCAAAACAUCCUUCCAAUACAAUGGCAACAACAUCACUCGUGAACGCAUUCGACAAGCUAUUCUACAACUGGGUUUCAUGGCAGAGAGCAUCGAUGUCAUCAAAUUGAUUCAAGAGCAACAACAAAGCGAGAAGAAGAAGGAUAGCUCUCAAGUAUCAACAAGGCUUACGGUGACGGGCAUGACAUGCAGCUCAUGUGUUGCCAACAUUGAACGUGCCAUCUUGAAGCAACCAGGCAUUUUCAGCUGCCAAGUCAAUCUUCUUGCCAAGUCAGCAGUUGUUCAACAUGAUCCUGCCAUUGUUGGUGCGCGUGCUCUUGCCAACAUGAUUGAGCAACUUGGAUACAAGGCUGAAUUGGCACCUACAGGCGGCAUGGAUACGUUGAUGGAUCAGCGGGAAGCGAUGCGUGCAAGCCUCAACAAGGAAAUUGGUAUACUGAAGUGGCGGUUUUAUUGGUCACUUGUCUUUGCUAUCCCCAUUGUUAUCUUUGAUAUGAUUUUCAUGAUGGGCCUCCCACAAGACAACCCUGUGCGUAUGGCUUUCGAGACACCAAUCACUGACGGCUUAAUGGUGGGCGAUGUUGUUUCCUUUUUGCUUGCUACUCCGGUUCAGUUUUGGCUUGGUUGGCCAUUUUACGUCAAGGCAUACCGAUCGCUUCGAUAUACGAGGAGUGCCAAUAUGGAAACGCUUGUUGCCAUGGGUACCACGGUUGCUUAUUGUGCCUCGGUGGGUACAAUCAUUGCUGCCAUGGCUCGACAUACACACAAGGAAGGCAUGAACUACUUUGAGACAAGUGUGCUUCUCAUCACCUUUAUCCAUUUCGGCAAAUGGCUUGAAGCACUCGCCAAGGGCAAGACGGCAGAGACAAUUACCAAGUUGAUGGAUCUUCAACCCGAUAAGGCAAUCCUCGUUGAAUUUUCACAAGCAAGCAGUGAUAAAUCAGCAACAACAGCAGCAGCAUCAGAUGAUGAGACGACGCUUACAACACAACCCUCUAUCAAUUCCAAGUCCAAGGCCAAAGGAGUGAUUGAACGAGAGCAUGUUCCUGAACGAAUGAAUGAACGUGAGAUUGAUGCAAAUGAUAUACAAGUGGGUGACAUCCUCAAGGUGAAUGCUGGUGCACGUAUUCCAUGUGAUGGCAAGCUUUGGCGUGGUACAACUAGCACUGAUGAAUCCAUGAUUACGGGUGAAUCGGUUCCUGUAUCCAAGAAAGAAGGCGACGAUGUCAUUACAGCUACUAUCAACUUGUCUUCGCCCAUCUACAUCCGUGCCAUUCGUGUGGGUAGUGAUACAACUCUUUCACGUAUUAUCCAACUUGUUCAAGAUGCACAAGCCUCUCCCAAAGCACCUAUCGAAUACGUGGCUGAUAGGAUUUCGAGUGUCUUUGUCCCUGUCGUCAUUGUUCUUGCCUUGAUCACUUUCAUUAUUUGGGAGGUAGCAACGAUCUAUGAUAUGUAUCCGGAUGAAUGGGUGCCUAUGGGUGGUGACAAGACCACAUUUUCAGUCAUGCUGGGUGUCUCUGUAUUGGUGAUUGCAUGCCCAUGCGGUCUUGGUUUGGCAAGUCCCACUGCUGUCAUGGUUGGUACUGGUAUUGCUGCACGUCAUGGUGUCUUGGUUAAGGGUGGUGGCUAUGCGCUAGAAAUGGCCAGCCGUAUCACCACGAUUGCUUUUGACAAGACUGGUACAUUGACUCAAGGCAAACCUGUUGUCACCGAUAGUUGGACAGCUCCUACACCUGGUGCAUCUUCAGAAGGUAGCAGCAAUGACAAUGAAGCCGAACGGGAACGUGCAGUGUGGAAACUUCUUGGUCGUGUCACUUCGGCAAGCAACCAUCCGCUAUCCAAGGCUAUUGCAAAGCACGCCAAGCACGUGAUUUCUCCCUAUGAACAAGAUGAUGAGGAGGAUGAAGAUGGUCAACAAACAAAUGAUGAAGCCUUUGCUGGUGUCACUCUCAAGAACGCCAAAGAAGUGGCUGGUCGUGGUGUAUUGGCAACUUUGGCAUUGUCUUCUCAAGUCGCUGUUCAAUUUUGGCCACCUCAUCACCGUUCACAAGCUGAAUCCUCACAAGAGCGCUUAGUGAAUGUAUUCCUUGGCAACCAAGAAUGGAUGAAUGAGAACCGCGCACGUUACGCCAACAAACGACAAGCACAACAAUGUCAAGAUUUACUUGAAACAUGGCAAAAUGGUGGAAAAUCAAUUGUACUCUUGGCGAUGGCACCUGUGGGUGGUGGUGAUGAACGUAAACAUGCCGAUGGAUGCAAUGAUGAAUGUUCUUGCGUGGUAUGCCGUUGUAGCUCUGGAUCCAUUUGUUGCAGUGCAUCACGUACCAUGAUUGUUGGUCAAGUUGCAGUAGCGGAUAUAGUACGACCUGAAGCAAAGGGUGUGGUUGCACAAUUACGGAAGCAAGGCAUUGAAGUAUGGAUGAUUACUGGUGAUAAUGAACGCACAGGCCGUGUCAUUGCCGAACAACUUUCGAUCGACAAGGAUUGUGUACUUGCAGGUGUGAAGCCUGAGCAAAAAGCCGACAAGAUCCGCAACUUGCAGCAACGAGGAGGUGUUGUUCGCAGCAAUAGACGUCGUCUUUGGAAGAAGAACAAGAAUAAUUAUGUGCAGCCAGUGGUUGCCAUGGUUGGAGAUGGCAUCAACGAUUCCCCUUCACUUGCUCAAGCAGAUGUUGGUAUCUCAGUUGGCUCGGCAACGGAUGUGGCUAUCGAAGCUGCCAGCAUUGUCCUUAUCCGAAACAGCUUGUGGGAUUUAUUAACCAUGUACGACGUCUCUCGCGCUGUUGUACGUCGCAUUCGUAUCAACUUUGUAUGGGCGUUUGCUUAUAACGUCACCGCUAUUCCCAUUGCUGCUGGUAUUCUCUAUCCUGGUACGGGUCAUGGUCUCCCAACCUAUGUUGCUGGUAUUGCCAUGGUAGCAUCAAGCAUCAGUGUCGUGUGUUCAAGUCUCCUUCUCCGCUUGUAUCGUGCACCCAAGUUUGUGCGUGAACAACAAAAGCAACACAACAUGUAG